Messenger RNA from Ziziphus jujuba (common jujube), 558 nucleotides. Its product is annotated as auxin-responsive protein SAUR41. The coding region runs from base 89 to 403 and encodes 104 amino acids. NCBI's taxonomy places the organism in Eukaryota, Viridiplantae, Streptophyta, Magnoliopsida, Rosales, Rhamnaceae. Gene Ontology annotation, biological process: response to auxin. The transcript has a single exon. The record is from RefSeq and is a predicted model, not a curated record.
AACUAGCUUUCAAUCUGUCUUUAGAAACUUAGGAGAUUGUCAAGUCCAGAGAGCCUCGGUCGGAGAGAGUUUGGUUACUUUAAUAACAAUGGGAGUGAGAGUCAGCAAGCUGGGAAACUUUGUUGGAGCUAAAGGAAUAAAGAGACUGAGAGGGCCUCCUCCUCAUCCUCCGUUGACGCGAAAGGGUUAUGUACCAAUUUGUGUCGGUGUGGAAAAUGAGACAAAGAGGUUUAUGGUUCAUACAACGUUGCUUGGGGAUGCUGAUUUCUUGGAGCUGCUUUAUAGAUCAGCUGAGGAAUAUGGGUUCUGUAAUGAAGGGGUUUUGAGGAUUCCCUAUGAAGCUACGGAUUUUGAGGAGUGGAUUGUCAAAAGGUCCAGCCCAAAAGUUUUCGAGGUCUUUUAGUAGUUUGUUUGUUUGAUUUUGCAGUAAAUAUAUGCUCUAGCAAGGAGCAAUUAUAUAUACAUAAUUGUGAAAUUUGAGGAUUAGUAAUAAAUGUCAAAAAAUCUAAGUCAUCCAUAUCAUCUCCAUUUAAUGGCUGCAAAUAAUCCAUAUAUAUA